AUGCCAGAGAUGGAGAAAGGGAGACCACCAGAAAGUAAACGCAGCAGGAAACCCGCGCAUCCCGUAAAGAGGGAAAUUAACCAGGAGAUGAAGACUUUUGCAGAAAGCACUAUGAAUGAGCUCCUAGGAUGGUACGGCUAUGACAAAGUGGAUCUUCGAGAUGCUGAGGCCAACGAGAUCAGGAACUACAGGGAGAGACGCCAGCAUGUAUCUGUGUUGAAAGAAAACUCUUUGCCAAAACCCAAGACCCUCGACAGCAAAGUCAGUCACACGGUCCUCGCUAUGAAGAGUGUCGAGAGGGAAUCAUUCACUGUUCCCUCAUCUUCGUCUUCAUCAACAAGCACCUCCUCAAGCACGGCCAAGGAGCACAAGAGUGCACCCGUGAUUGUGCCACUCAUAAAGCCAUCAGCAGUGGAUGACGUACAAAAUGUACAGAUCGUGUGCGUUUGGUGCCAAAAAGAAGGUGUUAAGCGCUACUCUCUAUGCAUGGGUUCUGAGCUCAAGAGCUUCUGCAGUGAAAAGUGUUUUGCCGCCUGCAGACGGGCCUACUUCAAGCGCAAUAAGGCCAGAGACGAGGACCUCCAUGGGGAGAGAUCUCCCCAGCACCCUCAUACAGAGGACACACCAAGGCUGGUGAUGAAGAUAAACAGCAAUGUUAGAGUGUGUGAUUGGUGUAAACAUGUCCGCCACACGAAAGAAUACCUUGAUUUUGGAUCUGGCGAAGAGCGACUUCAGUUCUGCAGCACCAAAUGUCUGAAUCAGUACAAGAUGGAUGUGUUCUACAGAGAAGCACGUGCGGCUCUUACAUGCUCCAGCCCAGCUAGGGCUGGACAGGAGGGGAGGUCAGAUCAUAAUCUUGUUGGGCAAAAGCUUCUCACUCCAGAGUCUUGGAACAAUGGUAGCAGUACAGGCGAAGCACUUCAAAGAGACAAAUCGCCAAAGGGCCCUACACCAAUCCCGGGUUCAUCAGAAUCAUCCUCGAUAUCUCCAUCAGAGUCAUCAUCUUCUAAGCUUCCUGUCAGUGGGCAGAGAAGUCUUGACAGGCCCAUCCAACCUCCUCCACCUCCUCCUGCUGUAGAGGUGUCACCUCAUUCUGCACUAAUUCCUCCUCCUCUUCCACGCCACCCUCUAGAACAUUCACCAAUUCCCCAGUUGCGAAUGCCCUUCAUUAGACCUCCUCUUCAUGCCCAGGGCCUUAGAAGCCCCCUUGCUAAUAACCACCAUCCAAGACCUCCUGGUCCCUCUUCUAGCCCCAUCCACAGACCCGCUCCCUCUCCGCACCUGCAGCCUCCCACUUCCUCCUCUAUUAACCCACCAGGAUUGAUGCAUCCUCUCCCUCGGCACUACUACCCUGGUUUGCACUCUCCUCCACUUAUGCUACCAAGAGGCCCUGUGCCAAUGCCUCCUAUAAUGAACUUUGGCAUUCCUUCCUUUAGCCCCCUCCUACCCCAGCCCACAGUCCUGGUACCGUACCCUAUUAUCGUUCCCCUUCCAGUCCCAAUACCAAUUCCAAUACCCAUUCCAGUCCCUCCAAAAAGAAAUCUUGAAACCCCAAAUCAUACUGGUGUUAUACAACCUGUGCCAGAGGGAAUAGACAGAUGUAGAUCGAUACCUGCAAGGUUUCCUUCUCCUGGGAUUCCUGAAGGAAACAGCCAAUUGCUACACCACAGAAUAAGUGGAAAUGUGCCUCAUAGUCUCCCUUCACCCAGUGACCCCAAUUCCAAAGACAUAGGUUGGGUUAAAUCAGAGAGGCCAUUCUCGUCCCCAUCAUUGAUGUGCCACAGUGGGUCAUUGUCCCCACGAGCACAGUAUAACACAUCGCCCUCCUCUGCACGCAGCUCAGAAGGUCAGAUGGACUAUAAACAACAACAGCACUCAGAAAGACAAGUUAUACAGAGGGUUCUCCAGAGAACACAGGUGAAGGUAGAACCCAAUGUUAAAACAGCUGUAGACCUUUUGGGGAUAGAGGAGUCAGGUUCUAUGCAGGGUACCAGAUCAGGUCUCAGUAGAUCUAGCCCACCUCCACCAUCAUCACAGCCCUCUUCACAUGACACUAUAUACCAACAUCAGGACUGCCACACCUCACCGUCACGCAUACCAACAAUCCCUACAGUGAACAACAACCAAUAUGAUUCUUUGACUUCUGCCCCUAAAUCUCAAAACCAUGGUCCAAAUGGGAUUUCCUCAGUGCUAUCCAUAGCCUGCUCGGGCUCAGCCUUACCCCAGAAAGUACCCAUAUCACCCGCAGAUCCUGCAUUAACUGAGUUGGAAUCCAUAAAAGAAAACAAGUGCUCAGUUGUCUGCCCUGUCCGAGUUGAGGGCCAAGUUAACCAAACAGAAGAACCUUCAGCAGUAGUUAGGGAUGCAGGAGACGACCCACACUUGCCAGAUGAGGACCAUGCCUAUGCCCUACCCACUGCACCAAAGAUUGGUGGGACCACCACCCCACUGCUCUUGCCCAAACUCAGGGACAAGGGUAGCUUAAGGAGCCCUGCUAAUACACCCAGUGCUGGAGACAUGGAGCCAGCUCUAAAGAGAAGAUGCCUACGAAUCCGUGAUCAAAACAAAUAA
Messenger RNA from Nerophis lumbriciformis (worm pipefish), 2571 nucleotides. Lineage: Eukaryota; Metazoa; Chordata; Actinopteri; Syngnathiformes; Syngnathidae. The record is from RefSeq and is a predicted model, not a curated record.